AUGUCACAAUACAACAACAACACAAUCAAUCCGUCUUUCCUCGUUCCUCGCCUUCCUACCCGGAAACAGGUUCCUUCUCAGAACCCUCGUCUCGAUACCACUAAUUUAGAUCCCAACCUUAUCAACAGUGAUCGACCUCAUACAGCUGUUUGUCGACCCGCACCACCACCACUGCACUUACACAGACGUGCCAUCAGCUCUAUCUCCAGUCUUCCCGUGAUUCUAAGCGCUUCACUCGAGCCUAGCUCCAUGUCAUACCAAUGGCCCCCACAAUCAGGAUACGAUUCCCAGAAUUAUAACAACGCAGUCCAACAGUCAUCACAGACCUCCGAUGAGAAGGAGCCGCUCAAUCUCGCUUUAGGUCCAGGUCAGGGUGUGUUGGAUCUGAUGGGUAUGCACCAGUCGGGUCUCUCCAACUCUGCACCUUCGACCGCUACCACAAGCAACACGAGCAACAGCUCCGGAUUUAGCAGUUAUCAUAAUGGCGCAUCGUAUUCCUAUCGUCCUUCCCUCAAUGUCGAUACCAGCAACUCAUCCUUUAUAACUCCACGAACCCCGGUGCAGUUCCCUCCUAAUUCAGCUUAUUCGUCUAAUCCACCUUCCGGAUUCCCCACCGAUAGCACUUCCGAUGGUGAGAUCAUCACUCCCGGAUUGCCCAUCCAAUUCCCCAAUGGGUAUAACACCUUCCCUUCCAAUACCAACAUGACGGAUUUCUACCCUACAAACGACAAACCAGCGGUGUCAUUCCAUGAUUUCCAAUAUUUCCCUUCGCAGUCUACCUACCAAUCUGCUCAACAGAUAUACCAGCCUCAGUCGCAAGGGACUAUAUCGCCUUCUCAACUUGGAAAUACCCAAAACUUGAAACCAACAAAGAGUUUCAGUGAUCUUUUGAUGGGCAGCCGUGCAUCAUCUUCAUCUUCUAGCUCAGCUGAAGGCCAACACGAUUGGAGUGGCAAUGUACUAGACGAAUGGACAAGACCUCUCGGUAAAGCUUUGAAUCAAGAUCCUCAAUCUUCUUCUGCCAUCGAUUUUUCGAACCUUGCUGGACCUUCGCGCAAUCCUCUCUCUUCCCUACCAUCAGUUCAGGUAUCUCCUGCUCCGCCACCAGGUGCUCUCGACGAUGCUAUGCGCCAAUAUGUCCAUGCACCCAAUCGACUAGCUUUUGGCGAGAGGAAAUUGAUCGUCAUGAGUCCAAAAGUCGGCCAGAAAAGCUACGGUACCGAAAAGAGGUUCCUUUGUCCUCACCCACAGGCGACUCUGAUCGGCGGUUCAUGGUGGAACAAAGCUCAAGAUGGUUGUCCGGUGUCUCCACUGGUAGCACCCAGAAUCAACAUCAGUCUCACUGGUGAACAGCCAGUAAAAGAUGCUGCAGUCAGCUGGACAGCUGUCAAUGGUAACAACCUCGACGAGAAGAUCAACACUCAAGCAUUGAAUACGGAGGAUCAACCCUUUGUUGGAAACGUCGCUGGGAAAAACCUACAUAUAUCGGAUAACGAUGGUAAAAGACGUGAAGUCAAGGCUUUGGUAACGAUCAAAGCUCCGUUGAAAGUUUUCGCGGGACCAAACGGUUGGGGAAUAUCCAAGAAUACACUCAAGGAUAUCAGUGAUGAGAGGACAUUAGGUAUAUUUGAGAGCAAGGAGAUUAAAGUGAUCAGUAAACCUUCGAAGAAGAAGUCAAGUGCGAAAGCUGGAGAAAGUGAUCAUGGAUCGACAAUCGCUCUUUUCAACCGAGUCAAAUCGCAGACCACUUCGACGAGAUACCUCUCAGUCGUACCCGAUUUCACUCGUAUAACGGGAUCCGAUGGACUACCAGUCACUGGCGCUCAACCACCUGUGUAUCCCAGUCAAAGAUCUACAUUUAGUGGAUUCACAGCGGAUGCCAAUAAUUGGGAAUCAUUCAUCAUUUGGCUCGUAGAUCCUAAUCGACCCGGUGGACCAAGUUUGGCGCCUCCCCCGCAUGCCGAUUGGCCCUCUCCACCAGCAAACAUCAUCGCUCCCAGUAUACUCGUUCCCCCGAUUCGAUACAAUUCGACUGUAGUUCUGCAAUCACUUCAGACGGGUGUGAUCUCUCCUGUUCUGAUAGUCCGAAGGAUCGAAUCGGAUGCCGAUGCUGUUGGGAUGGAUGGUCAUAACGCGGAUAUCCCCUCGGCCUUACCCAUGGGAGAAUAUGCUGGUGAUUUAGUAUCUCAGCUUCAAAAAGUCGCUUUUGAACUCUACCGAACUGAUACUAUGGAGAGAUUGGCCAACGACCCGAGAUAUGGGGGAUUCUGGCUAGCCUGUGUGCAAGAAGCUGUAUCUGAUCAAUUGGUCGCGCAAGAAAGGAAAUGGAGUAACGUGCAGAUAUCUCAUCGUGGUGGUUCUCGACCAAACUCCGUGCCCAAUACACCUCAACAGAGAUUCGGUGUUUUACCCAUGACGCCGCAUAACGCAUCGAUGAACCUGCCUUCCACGCCUUCCAGUCCGGUCAGCUCAAACUCGUCCACGACGUUUGAUUAUUUCGGUACGCAUAGCAGAAAAUCAUCUACGCACUCUUUGAUGUCGCCUAACAUACCUGAAGUUCCUUUACCACCUUCUUCGACGGAUGGAGGACCAGUUCGAAGACACCGUACGGGCUCGAUGGGCAAGAACGCCAGCGGACCGUUUGUCAGACCCCUUCACAAGAAGAGAGGUUCGUCUUCUGGAUCACUCGAAUACCUCCCUAGUCCCGCCAUGACUUCCUCGCCGGAAAACCAUAGGAUGCAAUGGACGAUGGACGUCGGUGACAGUUGUAUAUGGAGUAUCGUCAGCACCGAGCAAACGACAUAUACGUUCUAUGUUCCACCCUUCGCUCAAGAACCUGUCGAACCCUACGCGCCAUUCCCAAUUGCCAACCGGAUGUUACCUUCGAACCUCAGUGCGGACAAUGGCCCCGCCAGGUACAAUCAGCAAUACACCUCGCAUACGGACGCACCGUUGAUGACAUUGUAUGGAAAGAAUUUUGUCAGAGCACCGGAUGGACAUGCGCAUCACAUAGUGUACUUUGGGUCUACACCGGCUCACUAUAAUGAAGUUAGAUGUCACGAAGUCAUGGCUGCUGCCGAACCGCAUCUACCACCUGGCACUCGAGCACCUAUAUUUAUAGUACGAGAAGAUGGAGGCGUGAUCAUUCCCACCAAUUUGACUUAUCCUCCUACAUAA
Messenger RNA from Kwoniella botswanensis, 3177 nucleotides. RefSeq lists its product as uncharacterized. The record is from RefSeq and is a predicted model, not a curated record. Gene Ontology annotation, molecular function: RNA polymerase II cis-regulatory region sequence-specific DNA binding; DNA-binding transcription activator activity, RNA polymerase II-specific. The coding region runs from base 1 to 3177 and encodes 1058 amino acids. Gene Ontology annotation, cellular component: nucleus. Gene Ontology annotation, biological process: regulation of transcription by RNA polymerase II. The transcript has 6 exons. Lineage: Eukaryota; Fungi; Basidiomycota; Tremellomycetes; Tremellales; Cryptococcaceae.